AUGGCACCAACUGAGCUGCUGACCCGACCGGCGGAGUUAUGGCAACAAUCUACAAAUAAGAUGCACCGGUCGACUACCGACAUUUGGCGUCGGUCUACGAAUUUAUGGUACGACUCGAAACAUAUGUGUCACCAAACCACCAUGGAUGUGUGGCAUCGUUCUUCAGACUCAGUAACAAAUUCGAUGAAUCGUUGCCUCCAAUCAACGGACAAGUUGACAACUGCCGCAAAGAAACUACAGACUACGGGCAAUGAAGCGAAAGUUGUAAAUGAAGCACCAAUAGCUUCAGCAAAAAUCGAUCCUUCCACAAUACCAGCGCCUUCUCUCAUCCCUAACACUCCAUAUUCGCCCGAGUCUGUUGGGUCACCAGAGCCCACAAAGCCGCUGCCAUCCAUUCAGACAAUCCAAUAUAUACCAUACUCAAAACCAUCAUCUCGGAGCCGAUCUCAAUCUGAAUCCGACACCAACUCUACAUCAUCCAGUUCACUCUCGAUCGAUCUUGAUUUAGAUAAAAAGAAUGCAGCAGAUCAACAAACCAAAGAUCUCAUUGAAUUGACCAAAAAGAUCGAUACCGACUUGGAGCAAGCCAAACAACUAAGAGAUUCCAAGUCCUCCCAAUUAGGCGAGAUCGAGCACAACUGGAUCAACUCUACCAUCAACGACGCUAAAGACUCAAACCAAGAAAUGACUCAAAUUCUCAGCUCUUACCGCCUCAUCGCAGAAAAGCGCAAAGGAAAACUAGGCCUAUCAAGCCGCAAGCGCUGGAGAACACAAGACUGCCAACGCGUUCGAGAAAAAUACCCUCGCCUCGUGCUCCAUCAAAGCCGAUUAGAAAAGGUGCUUACCCACCUGACCACCACACCAGCUUCUCCGGACUUUUCACCCGAAGAGCCAACCGGAGCAUCAUUAUCAGAGCUUCCACUCUGCGAAGCAACAGUGAAGUCAUUGGUCGAACUUCCAGUCGAAUUUGAAGUUGCAGCAUCUUUGCCAGUGAUUGCUGAACUCCCUUCCGAGUCAUUGUUUCCCGCAAACGAACAGGGGCUCAUCGGAGAGCUACCUGCCGUUUCGAGCAGCAUUAGGCGCAAAACCAUGCUGCCAAUCCCUAGAAUCAUUGUCACUCAGGCCGUGGAGGAUUUAUCAGCGGAGCAGAGCAGAAGUAAGGAAAUGGACGAGAACGAGUUCACCAAUUAUGAAAACAAGGAGAUGGAUGAGAUGAUGGCUUGGGAGAAGACGAGAAAUGAUAUUCAAAUGCAGCAAUCCGAAUCUCUGGCUCGGAUUUUCGCUGAGAUGGAGAAGAAAUCCAUGCAUUGA
Penicillium pulvis is the source of this 1311-nucleotide messenger RNA. RefSeq lists its product as uncharacterized. The record is from RefSeq and is a predicted model, not a curated record. The transcript has a single exon. The coding region runs from base 1 to 1311 and encodes 436 amino acids. Lineage: Eukaryota; Fungi; Ascomycota; Eurotiomycetes; Eurotiales; Aspergillaceae.